Messenger RNA from Diuraphis noxia (Russian wheat aphid), 439 nucleotides. RefSeq lists its product as uncharacterized. The record is from RefSeq and is a predicted model, not a curated record. NCBI's taxonomy places the organism in Eukaryota, Metazoa, Arthropoda, Insecta, Hemiptera, Aphididae.
CCUCAGGACCCUUCAACUGCAACGCACACAGACCCCGUGCCUACACAACAAGAAGUCAAUUGGCCACCAAACAAUAUAGCCACACCUGAAGUGAUUGUCAUCAGAGAAGCAGCCAGUGCCACGCUUAAUACCAGAGGUUUCAACACGGAACAAACUAGAGACAAGCCAUUGGAAACCAGUUCUUCAAAAUCCGAAGAAAUAUCACCAAAAGUUAUUGUUAAUAGCACUGAACAAAAAGGACUUGAUGAAAUUGUAACCAAAAAUAACGCAGAAAUAGAAACUAAAAACUUAGCCUUGACCAACAAUGGAUAACAAUUCGGUUAACACUACACUUGAUCACAUUAAACAUAAUGUAACAUUUUUUUAAACUAUAAAUAUUAAUCACGAUACAAAAAUUAAAAUUGGAGAAUGAAAACAUUAUAUWUCAAAUUACCUGAAA